Molecule: messenger RNA, 1105 nt
Organism: Humulus lupulus (European hop)
Lineage: Eukaryota; Viridiplantae; Streptophyta; Magnoliopsida; Rosales; Cannabaceae
Product: protein NDR1-like
Exons: 1
Coding region: 230-925 (231 amino acids)
Biological process (GO): defense response to other organism
Source: RefSeq, a predicted model, not a curated record
GUCUCAUCUCCAUUCUCCUCCACGGCUCCACCAUUCUUAUAAUAUUGUCAUCGAUAAUCCAUAUAACCAGAUAACUCUAUAAACACUCUAUGCAUCACAGACAUAAAUCACGCCAAACUCUACUUAUCAAAACAACAAAAAACAAAAAGAAAAAUCAACCCAACUAGCUAGUCCUCAAUAUCUCUCUGUUUCAGCUCUCUCCUCCAAAUUAAGUCCAAACCAAUAGAAAAUGUACUCCACUCCAGAGCGUUUACCGAUCCAAAGGAGUGAUAAUCGGGAGCCCCAGCCCCACCCCCAGCCCUUAAAGCGCCACCACACCGCUCGCUACUACGUCCAUCGGGUCCAAGAAAGCCUCACCACCCGGGUCUCCAAGAUGAUAUGCGCCAUUUUCUUGAGUCUUCUUCUCAUAGUUGGUAUCAUCUCUUUCAUACUGUGGCUCAGCCUACGUCCCCACCGCCCAAGAUUUCACAUCCACGAAUUUUCGGUUCCGGGUUUGAGCCUAGACUCCGGGUUCGAAAAUGCCCGGAUAACCUUCAACGUUUCUGCCCGGAACUCCAAUCACAACAUAGGGAUACGUUACGAUUCGAUGGACGGGUCGGUUUUCUACCGGGAUCAAAAGAUCGGGUCGACUCCACUUAUAAUGGAAACGUUUUACCAGGAGCCUAAGACCACAAGACUGAUAAACGGUGCGUUUAGUGGGGCCACGUUGACGGUCAACAGCCAGCGAUGGAGGGAAUUCAUGAACGAUCGUGCCAAAGGAACGGUGGUGUUUCGUUUAGAAUUGACGUCCACGAUUAGAUUUAGGUUGUCGUCGUGGGAGACUAAGCGCCAUCGGAUGUAUGCCAACUGUGACGUGGAUGUGGGCCCCGAUGGCCUCAUCUUGAAACUUUCCAAGGACAAGAGAUGCCCUGUCUAUUUCGCUUGAUCAUUUUCCACCUUUUUCUUUUCUCUUUUGUAUUUAUUAAUUGGGUUUGAGUUAAUUUUAUUUGUUGUGUAAUCUUUAUUCACUUUGCAAUUUUUUUUUAAAUAGCUAUAUUCACUUUGUAAUUUCAGACAUUAUUUUCCUUGGAGUAGUGAUAUAAAGAUGAUGCUAGCCUAUGCUAUA